Messenger RNA from Acanthopagrus latus (yellowfin seabream), 3706 nucleotides. Its product is annotated as GT1 domain-containing protein. The coding region runs from base 1105 to 1854 and encodes 249 amino acids. The record is from RefSeq and is a predicted model, not a curated record. Lineage: Eukaryota; Metazoa; Chordata; Actinopteri; Spariformes; Sparidae. The transcript has 7 exons. Gene Ontology annotation, cellular component: nucleus.
AUACUUGUUUUUGUUAAUGUGGGACAAAAUACAACUAGUCAUUUCUUACUACCAGUGUGAAGGACGUGGUUAAUAAACAAAACAAUGACAUAUUUUGACAGAUGUUGCAGCUGCCAAUAAAAUUUGUUACUCGUAGAAAUGAUCAUUACUGCAUCACAUUUCUUUUACAUUUUCAUUCAAAAUAAAACCAUUAAAGUCAUCAGUUUGUGAUAUUUGUUGAGGUCUGAACCAAACAAACAUGUUUUGUCGGCCAGUUUGUCAAACGAUUGCAGCGUCUGUGAUGUGGAUCAUGUGAUGAACCACAUUGUCAUUUCUAAACAUCUGGUUCACUGUGCAGCUCUACUCAAAUAUAAACAGAAAACGUUGAUGCCACAUAAUCAGCUUUUUUUCCACACAUUUGAGAUGUUAAUGUUUUCUUUCAGCAUCUGAAAAAUGAAGCUAUAAAAGUGAGAGCAGUGAAUCCACCUGAGGCUGACGACCACGAGCAGACUGGAGUUACAUCAGCUGGUAUCAAUCACUGAUUGUAUGUUAAAUAUUCUUUAUGAAGGAAGAACAUGCUGUGCCUCCAUUUCUAUUUAUUUCCCCCAAUUAAAAUAACAGGACAGUCAACAGACCACAGAGAACAUGUUGAGGAUUUGAAGGAUUUAAAUGUGAUUGUUCUCCUCUGCUAACAUCAACACGGCUUCUAUCCGCGUGUCUGCACCUGUUAUUCUUCAGGCUCACGUGAGUUCUUACACCUUUAUGUCUAACAAUGCUUAAUUCCGUCUUGUUUGAUGCCUGCACCACGUGACUCUUUGUUCCCGACUCCACCUCUCUCACGUGAACGCGCCAUAAGCCGAAUUAGAAAAUCCUGGGUUAACAAAGCUCGCUGAUAUCCGGCUUCUUUAACCCGGGUCUGCUCCUCCUGUUCCCGCCGAGCACGCAGCUGCUGAUCACCUGACACGGGUCGGAUUUAUCCAUCGAUGAAUCCCGGAUCUGUUCCGGCUCACGUCCUGCAGGUUACAUCUGAUUACUAAAUCUAGCAUUGAAACAUCUCGGAUAACUGCGCGUUCACGCUUCGACAUAAAGGGGAGAUCAAUCGAGCUCCGAAAAACGGAUCGCAUCAUGAACCCAGACAGAGAUUUCCAGAUGAUGAGAAAAAAUGAGAGGGCUCAUUUUUUCAGCCCCAAAGAGCAGGAACUGAUUUUGAAGUUGUAUGAAGAGGAGAGAGAGAUUCUAACAGCCAAGUCCAACACGACCAGCGCCUCCAAACUGAGGGAGGAGGCCUGGCAGAGGAUUGCUGAUAAAAUAAACACUGUGUCGGACAGCGGCUACAAGAGGUCGUGGCAGCAGGUGAAAGUCAAACACAAAAAUAUAGUGCAAACAGCAAAAAGAAGAAGGGCCGGGGUGUCGAGGAAUGAAGGAGGGUCUGCAACACCGUCACUGACCUCUGCAGAGGAGGACGUGCUGCAGCACAAAGACAGCAAGCUGAGGGUGGAGGUCCUCCCUGGAGGGGCCUGUAUAGAACCUUUGACUGGAUCUGGCAGCUCUUUUAUUAGUGUCUCAGGUCAUCCCGUCCUCCUCCUGCCGGUAACAAAGACUGAACCAGAGAGUUUGAGCAGUGACGAGACCGACGUCAGCGAUUCUCAUUUCGAAGGGGAUUUGAACAGCAGCAGCAUCCAGGAGAGGGCUACCUCCACAUUUGCUACGUCUGGUGGUCGACAUAUAGAGAAGGAGACAGACGACUUAAGAGCUCUUUACUGCAGCUACCUCCGAAAGGAGAUGGAGAACCGAGACCAGCAGAUGGCAUUCAGAGCGCUAAAAAUGAAGAAGUUGGAGAAAGAGAUCUUGUUACUUGAUAAACAGCUCAUGUGACCAAGUGACAAUAAUACUAUUUUUUUUAUAUAUAUAACACAAAUGUUCAACUUGUUUAAUUUAAGGUCAAAUAAUUGUAACAGUCACACAAUUCAGUCAUAUAAGCUCUUCCAUUCCUGAACCAGUGGUGAGCAUAAAUACAGUCACAUGACUGCGGUCUUCCUCUGAUGUCACGCUUGACUGUUGAGAUGAUGUUCAAUGACUGAUCAUAAAAAUCUGGAGGGAAAUCAGGUCAAUUUCCAGUUUAAACACACUUUCGAGUGGCUAACAUUAGCCUUCAACCACCUCCUGGCUAACAUAUCAUCCGCUAACAUCUAUUGUGUUUAACUUCCAGACUGAAAUAAACAUGUCCAGGAUGAGCGCUGAUAUUUAAGAGUUAAUUUACACCUUUGCUAUCAUAUUGUUUAACACCAUCAAACUUCAAAGUUAGCUAAGAAGUGGAUGGAUGCUAACGUUACCUGUACUUUCAAAUGCAAGCUAAUGGGUUAUUAACAAAUAUGUCCUUUUAUUGGGAAAUGUGGCUGAAUGUUCCUCCUGAUUUUCACUUUCCAUUAUCUUUUCAGGUGCUCAUUUGUCAGAUUUCUUACGUUUUUACGUCUAGACAACCCAGAACACAGCAGCGUUAUGCUAGCCACGUCUCAAAGUCGGCAGGAUGUUUUGAACGGGUUUUUACUUUAAUACUUGAAAUAAGGUCUAUGAUUAACACAAUCGUAAGAUAUGCUCAUUCAUAUGAUUUGAUCUAUGACACAUUUUGAUUUAGAGCCUGUUUGCAUGUCUUUAAAAAUCCAGUUGCUAACAAGCGGCUGAACAGUUCGCAACAUUUACUUGAAUUUGUUGAGUAGCUUUUUACUUCCGGUGAUUUUAUUUAUGCUUUGAAAAUCACAGAAGGGCUGCUCAUCUGUGAAGAUGAUCUUGUAUCAUAAACCUGUCAAAGAGUUUAUUUUCUGCAAUAAUCAAACCGCCCACAGGAUUUCUGUGGAGGGAACCAGAGAGAUGCUUUCUUCAUGGUUAGCCUACAAAAGAACACCUAAAACAAAGUGUCAGCCAUUUUCUUAUUGUUGUAGGAUUGCUCCGUGUGACAGAACAGACAGUAUUAAUCGCGGUCAGACUGAGACGGCGUUUGAAUCUUUGGUUGUGUAUUUCCUGUCACUGUCGCCUCACAGUGCAGGUUCAGAGCAGAAGGUCAUGAAGCUGUGGAGCUGCUCUACCUCAGGAGGAUUCCUGUAUCACAUGAGUUACAGCCCAGCACUGCUUCUGUUGGCUCCCAUCUCUGACUUACACUGAAUGAAUCAAACGUCUGUCUCUAGGUCCAUUAAACCACAUGACAGCAGCAGUGAUGAGUACUGAAGGAACUGUUUGUCGUAUUCAUACUCACAACUUCAGGAGACAGUAAUUAGACAAGGCAGCAUAAAGAAAGUCAUGAAAUGUAAUUUGUGGUUUCAGAUGGUUGCAGCCGCUGACAGGCUGAUGUUUGACGGACACCAGCAGACACUUAAUAUUUUCUGCCUGGUCUGUCUGCAGAAAGUGAAGCCAGGUAACUUAUUUAUCCUGUCAAGACCACUUUCUGUUACCUGGUGUGUAUCAUUUGGACACAUUGUGGACAAACCCCCAUGAAACACCUGUAAUCAGGUAAUGUGAGGUAGAUUUCUGCCACCAGCACAGGAUACAUACAGUGUCAAAUGUAAGUUAUGGGACUAAGCUACCUGUAGUACACUGUUGAAGAUGUCUUACUUUAAAUCCCAACAGAAAAUGUAAUCGGUUCAUUUUAAUGAAGUUUUGUUUAUUUAAAUAAUAAUAAAUAAUGUUACAAUCACACCUAAUGAUAAAUAUAUAUAUUUUUUCAUGUACAGUU